Molecule: messenger RNA, 234 nt
Organism: Eruca vesicaria subsp. sativa (arugula)
Lineage: Eukaryota; Viridiplantae; Streptophyta; Magnoliopsida; Brassicales; Brassicaceae
Source: the annotation of a GenBank genome assembly
AUGUCUUCUUCUUCACUCUAUCGUUGGAUUUCAAUCUAUAGUUGUCUAAUUUCGUUAAAGCCCAGAGAUGUUCACCAGAAAUGGAUUGAAGGUGGGAACUAUGAGCUGUGCAUAGAGGACGUUAGGGACGAGAUCUGGGACAUAGUGAAACCGUCUGACCCAUUGAAGAUCACUCUGGAUGAUCUCUUGGGACGGUACUGUCUGCUUGUGGUUCAGUUGGAGCUCUUGAGUUAG